Molecule: messenger RNA, 1122 nt
Organism: Alternaria incomplexa
Lineage: Eukaryota; Fungi; Ascomycota; Dothideomycetes; Pleosporales; Pleosporaceae
Exons: 2
Coding region: 1-1122 (373 amino acids)
Source: RefSeq, a predicted model, not a curated record
AUGUCUGUCUCACUUUCCACCGUUCAGUAUUUCGACAACGCCAACUCUCUAUCCUACGCUGUCACUCCCUGCAUUCAACACUACCCAUUAUCAUCAAAGUCCGGAAGUAUGUUUGACAAAUUGAAGAAGACCUUUUCGACCCGCAAGUCUUCCAAGUCGACAAAUAGCUAUAGCCCACGGGACACAGAAGGCGCUGGACAGAUGCUUGGUAAUGCGCCUACAGGUGCACCGGUGAACAAGAGGAACUCUGCAUCCCGCGACAGUGGCCUUACACUGUUCUCAUACCCCGGCCCGUUUGACUCGGCGUCGCCUGCUACACGAAGACCCAACAGCUCAAGCAUGAAUCCCUUUAGUUCUAACCGCGAUGCCCCGCCGGCGUAUACACCAGGCCCAGCUCAGAAUGCCCCCGCAGUACAUCCAGCCCCGACUACCGAUAUCGAAGAAGACGAUCCCUAUGACUUCCUUCGAAGCUUCGAUACAGUCUUUCUGAUUGAUGAUUCUGGAUCCAUGGCCGGCCGCUCUUGGAAGGAGACUGGCAAGGCUCUUGAAGUGAUUGCACCGAUCUGCACCAAGCGUGAUGCGGACGGAAUCGACAUCUACUUCCUUAACCACCCCGACUCUAGCAUUUACAAAAACGUCACAUCAGCGAGUACCGUCAUCGAGAUCUUUCAGACGGUGCGUCCCAGGGGUGCAACACCGACCGGUCAGCGCCUGAACAAGAUCCUCAAGUCUUAUCUCGAGCGAUUCGUGCUCGACAAGAGUAUCAAGCCCAUGAACAUCAUCGUCAUCACUGAUGGUGUGCCAUCCGACGAUCUUGAAACUCCCAUUAUCAACGCCGCCAGGAAGCUCGACGAGAAAGACGCAGAAGCAUACCAACUUGGCAUCCAGUUCUUCCAGGUUGGAAAAGAGCCUGGUGCCAGGGAGCAUCUCAUGCAACUUGAUGAUGGCCUUAUCAAAAUAGCGCAGAGCCAGGGCUUGGGAGUUCCUCGGGACAUUGUCGACACGGUGCCUUUCACUGGAGACGGGAACGCUGAGCUCACCGGCACAGGAAUACUCAAGGCAACUAUGGGAGCUAUCAAUCGCCGAUGGGACUAUACUUCUAAGGGAAUACAUCAAAAAUAG